Messenger RNA from Osmia bicornis bicornis, 5131 nucleotides. RefSeq names its product glycine-rich cell wall structural protein-like (gene apd-3). The record is from RefSeq and is a predicted model, not a curated record. The transcript is spliced from 4 exons. Bases 3232 to 4086 code for a protein of 284 amino acids. NCBI's taxonomy places the organism in Eukaryota, Metazoa, Arthropoda, Insecta, Hymenoptera, Megachilidae.
CAACCGGAUAACUCGAACAUCAAGAAGCGAAGCGCCAGCACGUGGGUCCGGCUGGGGCAAUCUUCUUGUAUCAACGACAACUCCUUUGUCGUUCGUUGUCGUCGCGGAACGAACACACUCUUCCCACGGAUACCCUCGGUUCGCCACGAAAAUUUCUCCGGUUUCACAUCCUAGUGUUACAUAAAAAUCCGCCGAGACAGCGCAUCUCGGUUGACGAGCCACCGUUACUGUCAUCGUCCCCGUAUUUUUAGCGAAGUUUCUCUUCGCGGCCGCCUAACUCUUUCGCGCGGACAAGAAAUUGACGAUUCGAUCGAGAAACACGAUCUCGAGAUCUAAUGAUAUUUCGAUAGAAUUUCAGGAUAAGCUGCCUAUUCAAGGUCUGAUGUUGCUUCUCCUUACAUUCGAUUUCUGACUUUAACGCACGGGGUGGAGCUACCCUGUUAUAAUAAGAAAAAGGGUUAAAUUCAAUUAUAAUUCGUUGGAUUUAACGCAGAAGGAAAGCCAAUAAAGUAUGUACAAUUAAUAGAUCUGGAAAUUAUUACUCAACCGUGACACUGUGAACGAAAGAAAGGAUCGAUUGCAAGAUACAAGUUAAAUAAUCGCUUAAUUUCCCGUCUUCCUUUCUCCCCUUAUCUUUCCACCGAGCUUUUUCACGAUCGAUUGCUCAAUACCGAACGGUCAGUUUGAUUCUAUCCGAUUUUCUGUGUCGUUCCGACGAAACGACAGGAGCUGGAUAUUAAUCGAUGAAAUAAUAAUAAAGGAGAACAGAGAAAUUGGUCGGACGACGAAGUCGGUUGAAAUACGGGUGGACCGUACGGAGGGUGGACGAGAAGGAAAAUAACCGGCAUCAGGCUGGCUCGUAUCGCUUUAUAUAUUCGAAACCGGUCAGGGCUGGCGAGAAAAGAUACGCGCGGGCGACUUUCGCGAUAGACCAGCAUUUUUCGCGGACGCCAAAUAAUAUAAUGGCUUUCACUUCGCGCGAGCCGGAAAACUAGCCGGCCGUGAUACGGGGCUAGGAAUCGCAUCGCAAAGCAAGUCGGCUUAAUUAGCUUUGUGAUUUAAUUAGCGGCGCGUUACUCCCCGCCAACGUUACGGAUUAAGUCAUCCUCGACGAUUUUUCCCAGGGUCGUCUUUCAUUUUUCCAUCUUCUUCUAUUACCCUCUGUCCUACACCGUUCUAUUCUCCUUCUAUUCGUUUCGUGUUUAGCAUUGAAUCGAUGACGAAACCUAUCGAGCUUUAUACGCCGCUCAUCGUCGCGUUUAUCCAACCGCUCUAAACAAAUGAUUCUUCUUCUCGGCUACCGUUUCCAUUGCACAAUUAUGUAGAUCGUGAACGCAGACACGGACAAUGUUAUCUCUGUAAACAUAUCAACGUGAAUUUCUUUUCAGCGAACGAUAGACAAAGAAGUAGGAAAAAGAAAAAUAGAAAAGACUUUGCUGAAGAUCUUACGGACGAGUAUUACGGUUUUAGAAUCGGAUGAGGAACGCGUACCGCCUGAUAAGGAGCCGCUUUUACUAAUGGAAUUUCAACUUGUAAUUAAUCGAACGUCCAUGCUUCUGGUUUCGAAAAACCAGUCUGCGUUUCACCGUUGCGUGAAAUUUGCGGUUCGAUUUGUUCCUUGCGGUAUGAUAAAUUAUGGAGAUUGAGUUCGAUCUCGUAUGGGAUAAGAGGAAAAAUCAAGUUAGAACUGUAGUCGAGUACCUGUCGAAACGGCUGGGUUAAUUGUAGGUUAGUUGGGUUCAAUUUUCAACUAUCUAAUAUUAAGAGACAAUAGUGUAACAGUCGCAUAAUGCAGCGUGGCGAGUAGAAUUAGUAAGUUGAGGUAAUAAGUAAGCGACUGGCAAUCUAUUUAGAAGAGAAUUCAGGUUUCUUAAGGCCAUUGAAAGAGCCGUAAUUCCAAGUCUUUAGAGCGUUACACGUUUGCCCGCUAACGCGAAACUCCUUUUCGAUGCGGGCUCCCUCCGUUUCCACGUAACGAGCGGGCCAUAAUCUGGAUCGCGAGUGUCACCAUUCUUGGAUCUACGACUUUUCCUCUCUUCUUUCUUUCUUUCCACUCUCCACAGAUCGAAUACCACUUUUUAACGACCGCCUCGCUUGACCAGAAGAGGAAAUCAUCGUAGACCGUAUUCGUCUUCUGAUCGCGAUGAUUUUUCGUACAGCUAACGCCGAGAUGCUUUUACCGAGCAACCGAGAGAUCGUGAGAAAUUGCACGCGUUUCAGGGCUAAAUCCGUGCCGACUUUUGCAAUCGAAACUUCCUGCCAGCUAUGCUAGCCACGGUAUAUGCCACACCGCGUUUCAGAACGCGUUGCUGGCGUAAGUUGCGGAUGUUAGGAUGAAAAAAAAAGAAAUGCAACGAUCUUCUGAAACUUCUAUGCACGCGUUUCGAAACUCCUGUCAAUUUCAGUUACUCUGAACUAACUCUCCGAAUAUCUCUGCCCGUCAAAAUCAACAUCGCCAAUAGAUAGUCGAAUCCUUCGAACUCAUCAUUGAUAGACAUUUUCUUCUGCCAGCGAUCGAUGAGACACGCGUAACAUUAGAAUAAAGUUACAUCAUUGUCCGGCGAGAGGCAAGCAACGUGCUCCUCUAUUAUCCUGUUCCUUUGCACCUGUACCUGGUAAUUUGUUAUUCAAAGGAUAGAAAUUGUGAGACGCGAUAUCUGCAGAAGUCGAUGUCAAGAAGAGAGCAUCAAUGCGUUCUUCAGACAAAACUAAUGAUCAAAUAAUUAGCCCAGGCUGCUGUUGUAGGCAAGAUUGUAAGAUUUCUUCAGGAAUUGCGUUCUCUCGUUGGCUAGGUUUUAGCACGGUUACACGAGAGAGCUGUUGUAUAUCGUAGGUGACCAGGUAACCCGGGUGGUGCCUGGUUGCACUUGGUGUGGCCUGCCGUGUGGAUGCCGAGCGUGUAGGCCAAGAUGGUGGGGCGGGUGGAGUAGGAGGCUGUUCUGAUGUGGUAUACCCGUGAACAGAACCCACAACCGGCAACCUCUAUAUCGUCUGUGUAAAGUCCCCUCUUCGUCCCCUAAUGCAGCUGGUGGGACUAGGCUAGGACUGUGCACUCCGCUGCUACGACGUGGAUUAUAGUUUUUCUGGAGGGAGGGUGGUGGAGCGCCUUGCUUUCGAAAGGAUGGUGAUUGUGGAGCGUAGCCAGAGUAGAGUUAGGCGUAUAUAAGGCCCCUCGGCCCGGCCCAAGUCAGUCAUUCACCGGACUACCAGCCCACCAUACACACACCAAACAUGAAGGCCUUUAUUGUGUUCGCCUGUCUGGCAGUGGCGACGGCCCGCGCCGGAAUCGCUCACGGAGGUGGCUACGCUCUGGGUGGUGGACAUGGUGGAAUCGGUCUCGGAGGCGUUGGUCUCGGAGGCGUUGGUCUCGGAGGCGUCGGUCUCGGAGGAGGUGUUGGCCUGGGCGUCGGAGGAGGUGCUAGUCUCACCGGUGGACUCGCGGCAGGUGCUGGUGCCGCCAGAUCUCUGCAAGACGGAGCGUCCAGCUUGGCUUCCCCAGCCCUUGGUGCCAGCUACGCUGCUGGAUCCGCGGCGGCGGCUGGUGCUGCUGGUGUACAACAAAUCGUCUCUGGUGGAGUGAUCGGAGGCAGGGCUGACAUUGGACCCGCUGAAGGACCCAAGGCUAACGUUGGACCCCAAACCGGCCCCUCUGACAUCGUUGGACCCCAAGAAGGUGCCAAGAACGUUGGUGGACCUCGUACCGGUCCAGCUGGUCUCGUUGGACCCGCCACUGGUCCAUUCACCGCUGUCGGUGCCUCUGCUGGUACCUCCACCCUUGUGGGAGGAUCUCAGGGUCGCGCUAACUUGGUUGGACCAUCCUACGGUGGUGUUGCCUUCUACGCUGGAAGCGGUAACAUCAACGGUGACGACGGAAGCUCUGGCUCUGCUGCUGCUGCUGCGCCAUCUGGCCUUGCCGGUCUUAGCGGUGCUGGUGCCAUCGCUGUUGUCGGAGGUGGUGGUGGAAUCGCUGGCGGAAUCGGCGGACACGACGGUGGUGUUGCUGUGAUCAACGGCCCAUCUGGCGCCAUCCACGCCGGACUCGGCUCCCACGGAGCUAUCAUCCCCGGGGGACUCGGCAAGUACUAGACGUUCUAAAGCCCCAGCGAUCUCGGCUCGGCGACGGCGGCAAACCCACCACAGUCACAUACCGGUCUCGAACGAUCCUCAAACGCGCUCAACGGUCUUCUUCCCAAAGCUUCGUCCAAUCUGGGAACAUGGUGAAUAACGCCGGCGUUAGUGGUGUAGUCGGUAUAUAGUCGGAAUAUUAAUCACAAGUCCAGUCGGUAUAUAUCGAGACACGAUGCGAAGCGCGAGACGGAAGCCCGGCAUUGUUGGGCCGUGCUAUCACUUCCACGAUCACGGGCUUAGAUCUCCCCGGGAAGUGUAGAACCGUGGAACCGGCCAUUCGUGAUCCGCGGUUUCGUCUCGUUCUAUCCCUCCGUCGACGAAACCACUCGUUCCCAUCUCGUAAGACGAGGCACGGGUCAAAUUUAGUCAAUUUCCAUUCAUCAAUUGUACGCGACAGAGGUAGCCGAACGGAGCCGCGAUUGCCAGCCACGGCUAACAGUUCCGUGACGACGAUUUACAUCUACGUCGCGAUCUAUCACGUCGACAAAGCCCGAUCGACGAAACGAUCGGCAAUUGGUUCAGCGGUCGAUGCUUUCGUCCUACGAACGAUCCUGAGUCAGUCGCGCCAACACACAGAACGAACAAGAAAAAAAAAAAAAACGAACAACGGAAACACGUUCGACCCGGCCGCCUCCGCCAUGGAUCCAAAGUGGACAAGCUUUGGCGCUUCGUCGUUGGACCAACUGGGUCUGUUCUGUUUUCUGAACACCCACCGUUGCUCCGGCAGCACUCUUAUAUUUUUUUUUUUAUUCUCACUUACGUCUUCCACCAAUCGUAAGGCCGCCGCUCUUCACACACACAUAUAUUUACUAUUCUCUCUCUUUUUUUUCUUUUCUCUCUUCCGAUGAGACCGAACGCUAUCGAUCCUGAUAGGUUCGUUAGAAAUAGGUCUCACAAGUUGUUAUACUCACUGCCGCACUCUCAAGCAUACAUAUUAUUAUUUACAUUACUCGUCCAUGCGCAUAUAUAUGUUCUCUCUUUAUAUAUAUAUAUACAUGUAUAC